This is a messenger RNA of Sparassis crispa, 423 nucleotides long. RefSeq lists its product as hypothetical. The transcript has 4 exons. NCBI's taxonomy places the organism in Eukaryota, Fungi, Basidiomycota, Agaricomycetes, Polyporales, Sparassidaceae. Bases 1 to 423 code for a protein of 140 amino acids. The record is from RefSeq and is a predicted model, not a curated record.
AUGUCUCGCCCACACAACUCGUCGUCCUACACCGGAAAUACCCCAACACACAAACAGCAACAGCUUGCACGCGGUGCGCUCUCAAUUAAACGGGAGAUAGACGCGAUUACAGUCUUGUUCCUUACGGUUGCAAAGCUCCGCAAGUUCACCGGAGUGGUUGUACUCACGUUUAAAGCUAUCUACGCGCUGGAGACGAAGCACCGUUCGAACCACAAGAAGGCAAUGGCGUUGACGAAGAGGCCAUGGGUCGGGAUGGAAGGCCGUCCGCAGGAACUCGUCCAGGACACUGCGAAUGUGGAAGUGGGGAUGGACAAUGUUGAAAGUAAGCUUGACGCCAUGGACAGCAAGCUGGGUAAUACGGAAAGCAGUGGACGGACGAUUGCUGAAGGUGGAUAUUUCUCGAGAAGUUCUCUCGGAACAUGA